AUGAUGAAGAAUUUUUUACGUGAAAUAUCCGAAGAAUCUAAUGAAUACAGACAACAAGCAAUGAGAAUAGAAAAUAUGUCUCGAGAACUAACAAAUAAAUAUCGGGAAUUAGAAUAUUCGGCCCAUAAUAGAAUUUCUCAAUCAGAAAGACCAGUUUCUGCAACAAAACGUACAUCAAAUGUUGUAAUAUCACGUGUUGUACAAAAACAGCCUCAAAGACUUACAUCAAGAUCACUUUCCAUGGAUUAUAUGAAUACAAAACGCACUCCAAGUACCGCUAGAAGACCUAAUUUUAUGAUCACUCAAAGAACUGUUGUUCAUAAAAAAGAAAAUCCAGUACCUAAAACCUCAAGAUCUCAAGGAAAAGCAAUUUUUGAUUUAGAUGCAAUUCCGGAUCCAAAAGCUAACCAAAGAGUUAGAACAGCUCUUAAUCAACCAGAUAGAUUUAGAGAUAUUUAA
This is a messenger RNA of Trichomonas vaginalis G3, 459 nucleotides long. RefSeq lists its product as uncharacterized. Bases 1 to 459 code for a protein of 152 amino acids. The transcript has a single exon. Lineage: Eukaryota; Parabasalia; Trichomonadida; Trichomonadidae. The record is from RefSeq and is a predicted model, not a curated record.